AUGCGUGAACCUUUUCGAAAUUACCGCAUUAUUUUCAAUAUUUUAUUAAUUCUUGAAAUCAAACUUGGUAUUGCAAUUAUAACUGUCACCGCGGCCUAUCAACAUGUUCUGAAUUUAUUUAUGUUACCACAAGAGAGGCGAUUGUUAACAUCGACAUUCAUCAAUUUGUAUAUAAUGGGAUUCCAACUGAUCGCGACGUACCUGUGCAGCUUUUCGAUGUGGCGAAAUAUAUGGGCACGUAAAUAUUCUCGCAGCAUUCAAUUACUUGUGAUUGUAUGGUCGGUAUUUUGUUUUAUUAUUGUUGUUGGUGGUUGUGCCACGAUAUGGCACUUACUUAAUACCCCACAAUUCCUAAUUGCUAAUGUAUCGAUGAUGUUGUUCCGCGGCAUUGAGGUGUACUACUCAAAUCCAUCAUGGAAGUUUUUCUGGGAUGAACUACAGUAUACUAAUGAAUGUUGUGGAGUUAAUGGAUAUGAUGAUUGGAUGCAUGCAUCAUGGAUGCCCCAAAGCUAUGUUAAAGAAUCGAGACAAACUAGGACACAAUAUAGACCUCGUUUUAAGCAUAACCCCAAAGAGCAUAGGGUAAUAACCAACUGCAUUCAGAAGGUACCACAAGUAACUACGGACAUAUCAAUUGCAUUUGUCAAUCCGAGCGAUGCAAGUCUGAAUAAUGAUGAUAUCGGUUCCCAAAUUUUGGCCCCUUAUGCCUGCUGUAAAUAUAACAGCUUGUCCUGUUAUCAAAACUAUCUACCACGAACCGGUGAUGGUGUAGGCAGUAUUUCCCAAUUGAAUAUCACAGAAAUCAACACAAAAGCAUGUCUGCCUCUUUUCAAAGAAUAUUUGUUGUGUGCUGUAAAUGUUCUGCUGAUUUUGGUUUCACUCGCUGUACUAAUUGACAUAUUAAUGUGUUGUCUCACAAAGUAUUUAAUGCUACAUAGUCGAGUGCCUAGUUACUGCGAAUUGGAUCCAUCUUAUGACGACGAUGGCAAUGCUUUGGUUGUUGUUAAAUGCCCGCCGAGAGUAAGGUGUGUCACCCUGGAAGAAUCGGAUUCUAUUGAUUCUGACGUCGCUAAUAUUGGCUCAGAUGUUGAACCAUGUAUUUGUACUUUCGACAUGGACAUGGGUGUAGAUUGUUCCAAUGUAGGCCAAUAUCCAAUCAAUCACAAUCCAUAA
Messenger RNA from Musca vetustissima, 1173 nucleotides. RefSeq lists its product as uncharacterized. Gene Ontology annotation, cellular component: membrane. NCBI's taxonomy places the organism in Eukaryota, Metazoa, Arthropoda, Insecta, Diptera, Muscidae. The transcript has 3 exons. Bases 1 to 1173 code for a protein of 390 amino acids. The record is from RefSeq and is a predicted model, not a curated record.